GAGCGCGCUGCUGCCCGGAGGCUCCUGCGCCCUAGCCCGGCGGCCUGCUAGCCCGGCACCGGAAGUGAGCUGUUCCGAGGCGCCGCCGGGGCUUGCCACGUCCGAGGCCUGGAGCUGCCGCCGCUGCCGCCGCCGCCGCCGCCGCAACCAUGGUGUCAGUGAUUAACACCGUGGAUACUUCCCAUGAGGACAUGAUUCAUGACGCCCAGAUGGACUACUACGGCACCCGCCUGGCAACCUGCUCAUCAGACAGGUCCGUGAAGAUCUUCGACGUGCGCAACGGAGGGCAGAUCCUCAUCGCCGACCUCAGGGGUCAUGAGGGUCCUGUGUGGCAAGUGGCCUGGGCCCAUCCCAUGUAUGGCAAUGUCCUGGCAUCGUGCUCCUACGACCGGAAAGUCAUUAUCUGGAAAGAGGAAAAUGGCACCUGGGAGAAGACGCAUGAGCACACGGGACACGACUCCUCAGUAAACUCUGUGUGCUGGGCCCCCCAUGACUACGGCCUGAUCCUGGCUUGUGGGAGCUCGGAUGGGGCCAUCUCUCUGCUGACUUACACUGGGCUGGGCCAGUGGGAAGUGAAGAAGAUCAACAAUGCUCACACUAUUGGCUGCAAUGCCGUCAGCUGGGCCCCUGCUGUCGUACCUGGAAGCCUCAUAGACCAGCCAUCUGGGCAGAAGCCCAACUACAUCAAGAAGUUUGCAUCAGGCGGCUGUGACAACCUCAUCAAACUGUGGAAGGAGGAAGAGGACGGCCAGUGGAAGGAAGAGCAGAAGUUGGAAGCACACAGUGACUGGGUUCGAGAUGUGGCCUGGGCCCCCUCCAUCGGCCUGCCCACCAGCACGAUCGCCAGCUGCUCCCAGGAUGGUCGAGUGUUCAUUUGGACCUGUGAUGAUGCCUCGGGCAAUGCGUGGUCCCCCAAACUGCUGCACAAGUUCAAUGAUGUUGUAUGGCAUGUGAGCUGGUCCAUCACAGCCAACAUCCUGGCUGUCUCAGGCGGAGAUAAUAAGGGUUUCAUCUUCAAGAAAUUCAUGGAAAAGACUCUGACAAGUACAGGUUUCUGGUAACUGACUGUACUGCUGAACUGAAGGAAUAAGCAUUUUCAGAACUCUAAUGAAAAACUGAUGAACUUAUAAAAGUGCUAACAAAAGAUCAAGAUGAAAAAAAAAUUAAUUACAUGGGACUGAGUGAACUGAUGAGGAUGAGUAUAAUUUUUGUGACUUUGUUUGAAUUAAAAAAAAAAAUCCCACAAGGACUCAGAGGCAAAGAAUAUACAAAUCAAUUUUCACUGCAAAGUAAAGGAGCUGUUACAGUGGAGGAUUACUGGACUGAAUGUCAAUAUUAUGACACAGUAUGAGUGUGUUUCAUGUUUGGUAAUUGCAAUCAUUGUUGCUUUUGUUGUGGUCAUCCAUGUACAAUGCUUGGUGUCAGUCUAUUUAUCUCUUGUAAAAAUAAAAUACAGUGUGUGUGUGUGAAUGAAUAAAUUAAAUAAAUAAAUAAACAAACAAACUCAAAAUGGAUUACAGACCUAAAUGUAAGACCGGACACUAUAAAACUCUUAGAGGAAAACAAAGGAAGAACACUCUUUGACAUAAAUCACAGCAAGAUCUUUUUGGAUCCACCUCCUAGAGUAAUGGAAAUAAAAACAAAAAUAAACAAAUGGGACCUAAUGAAACUUAAAAGCUUUUGCAAAGCAAAGGAAACUACAAACAACACCAAAAGACAACCCUCAGAAUGGGAGAAAAUAUUUGCAAACGAACCAACAGACAAAGGAUUAAUCUCCAAAAUGUAUAAACAGCUCAUGCAGCUCAAUAUUAAAAAAAGAAACAACCCAAUCCAAAAAAUGGGCAGAAGACCUAAAUAGACAUUUCUUCAAAAAGACAUACAGAUGGCCAAGAAGCACAUGAAAAGAUGCUCAACAUCACUAAUUAUUAGAGAAAUGCUAAUCAAAACUACAAUGAGGUUAUCACCUCACACCAGUUAGAAUGGGCAUCAUCAGACAAUCUACAAACAAUAAAUGCUGGACAGGAUGUGGACAAAAGGGAACCCUCUUGCACUGUGGGUGGACAUGGAAAUUGAUACAGCCACUAUGGAGAACAGUAUGGAGGGUCCUUAUAAAACUAAAAAUAGAAUUACUGCAUGACCCAGCAAUCCCACUCCUGGGCAUAUAACCAGAGAAAACCGUAAUUCAAAACAACACACGCACCCCAAUGUUCAUUGCAGCACUAUUUACAAUAGCCAGGACAUGGAAGCAACCUAAAUGCCCAUCCACAGAUGAAUGGAUAAAGAAGAUGUGGUGCGUAUGUAUAUACAAUGGAAUAUUACUCAGCCAUAAAAAGGAAUGAAAUUGGGUCAUUUGUAGAGACGUGGAUGGAUCUAGAGACUGUCCUUAUCUUGAACAUUAGUAAGUAGGAAAAAAAUCAUGUAUUUUUCUUGCCUUUCCUGUACAAACUGUAUAUCAACGUGAUAAAAUAAUUGCUGAAGGAAAAAAUGCUAAUAAAUGUAGAAACAAACAACAGAAAAAGAAUCAGGUUUAGGUAAGGGGGUUGUUGUAGACUAAGAGAGUGUGUUUUAUCUGUUAAAGAUACACACUGAAGAUUUUAAGGCUGAAAUUACAUGAUUGCUGAGAUUUGCUUUUAGAAUAUUCCCCCCAAAGGAAAAACAGUAUGGGGAUAAAUACACAAAGCAAGAUGCUAAUAAAUGUUGAAACUGAUGAUGAAUGCUUGUGGAGACUCAUUGUAUUACUCUCUCUGCUUUCUUUGUAACUUUGAAAUUUUCCAGAAUAAGAAGUUCAAAUAUACAUGGAGAGAGAGUUUAUCUUACAUACGGCCAAAUUUUCUGCUGGAAACAUUAUUUUAUAAUCAGAAAGGAAGUGCCUGAGAUACUUCUUAAAAUACAGAAUCUCAGGCCCCACUGCAGACUUACUGGAUCAGAAUCCAAAGAUAAGGCAUAAAAAAGUCUGCUUUCUUACUGCUUCCCCUGUGAAUCCACUGCAGCCCAGCACAAGUCUGCACCCUGCGGUUGAGAUUAGAUGACCCUACAGGCCUCACCCUGAGAUCCUAGGGCUCUUAGCCAUCCCUAGACUGCGCUACCUGUAGCUCUGAGAACAGUUUCAGCACAGUGGUUGGCAGGGGGUGCGGGGAGUCAAGCUACAGAGUUUGGAGGGACCAGUACCCAUAAGGAACAGGAUACAGGGACAGGAAAUUCUGCCUGGACACGGUAGCAUGAGGGCAAGAAGGCAUCAAUAGACCUUUCCAGGAUUAGAGAGACCUGGGCAUAUUUUAACGCUGAGGGCAAAAGCUGUUGGAGAGAAAGACUUAAGAUAGGAGACCAAUACUGGGGGCUCCAGCCCCACGAUGGCAGGAGAACAGGGAAGCCCCAGUGGGAGAGGCUGGGUUUGGAGCAGGAGGGAUGAGACAGCCCUGGGCUAAGGAUGUGGAAGUUGUAAGAGUGACACCCAUGAUGAUCUAGAACUCGUCCAGUGCAGUAGCCGUGAGCCACAAGUAGCUGCUGAGCACUGGAAAUGUGGCUGGUCUGAACUGAAAUGUGCUGUGAAAAUAUAAUACACAAUGGAUUUUGAAAAUUUAGUAAAAAGAAAACCAGUGCAAAAUACCUAAUUAACAUUGAUUACAUGUCAAAUUGAUAGUAUUUUGGAUAUAUUACAGUAUAUUAUUAAAAUUGAUUGUAUCUGUU
Messenger RNA from Balaenoptera acutorostrata (minke whale), 3687 nucleotides. It is a transcript of the gene SEC13, whose product is annotated as SEC13 homolog, nuclear pore and COPII coat complex component. Gene Ontology annotation, biological process: positive regulation of TOR signaling; protein import into nucleus; COPII-coated vesicle budding. The record is from RefSeq and is a predicted model, not a curated record. Lineage: Eukaryota; Metazoa; Chordata; Mammalia; Artiodactyla; Balaenopteridae. Gene Ontology annotation, cellular component: nuclear pore outer ring; COPII vesicle coat. Gene Ontology annotation, molecular function: protein binding; structural molecule activity. Bases 150 to 1061 code for a protein of 303 amino acids. The transcript is spliced from 9 exons.